Molecule: messenger RNA, 11649 nt
Organism: Myxocyprinus asiaticus (Chinese sucker)
Lineage: Eukaryota; Metazoa; Chordata; Actinopteri; Cypriniformes; Catostomidae
Product: fibrillin-2-like
Molecular function (GO): calcium ion binding
Source: RefSeq, a predicted model, not a curated record
AUGACUGUUCCACCGAGAUUCUCUAACUCGGGAAACCAUAAGGAGGAGAUGUUCCCUGGAUUCCUGUCUAGCUGUGUGCCCUCUUCUUCAGCCCCUUCUCUGGUCUUCCCAGCUCGUUGCUUGCCACUCUCCAACUGUUGCUAUCAAGGGACUUCAAAGAUCACUCACAGGCCAGUUCAUCCAACCUCUCUUCACUUCUCCUCCAACAGACUAAGCACCAUCUCUCUGUCCAGUUUCCUUGGACAGACCAACUAUGGGCGUGAAAUCCGCCAGUCCCACUGCAGCCUGUGCCCAGUCACCAUCACCUCGUUAGACACUUCUCCCUACUUGCUUCCUGUCUGGGUUCUCCACUCAAGCCUACAUAGUUGUUGCCCCAUCACCCAACAUCAGUGCCUGACCUCACCGAGGCUCUUGUGUCUCAAUGCAGUUUGCCGGGAGAGCUGUGGUGAUGGUUUCUGCUCCAGGCCCAACAUGUGCAUCUGCUCUAGUGGCCAGAUAGCCACAACCUGUGCCACCAAAUCAUCGGUCUGUGAGAAGAUCUGUCAGAAUGGUGGACGCUGCAUUGGACCAAACCGUUGUGUGUGUGUGUACGGCUUCACUGGACCGCAGUGUGAGAGAGAUUACCGAACAGGCCCGUGCUUCAUCCAGGUGCUCAAAAGGAAGUGUGCAGGUCAGAGCAGUGGAUUUGUGUGUAGUAAGACUCUGUGCUGUGGCACAGUGGGUCAGGCGUGGGGUCACCUGUGUGAACUGUGCCCUGUUCUCAGCUCGCCCUGCAGCAGAGGAUUUACCCCAAACACCCGCACGGGAGCCUGCCAAGAUGUUGACGAAUGUAAACUUGUGCAUGAUGUGUGUAAAGGAGGAAAGUGCAUCAACACAGUGGGCUCAUAUGAAUGCAGAUGUGCGACAGGUUACCAGCAGCACAUCAGUUCACUGAAGUGUGAGGAUGUGGAUGAAUGCUCCUCUGCUCAGCGUGUGUGUGACGGAGGACUCUGCAUGAAUUCAGCAGGCAGUUUCUUUUGUGUGUGUCAGUAUGGAUACGUGCUGUCUGCAGACCAGACACGCUGCCUCAAGCAGCACAUAGGUGUGUGUUUUGCGUCCGUUGUGAAUGGGCGCUGUGUUCGGGAGAUCAGUGGACACUUCAGUAAAAUUCAGUGCUGCUGUGACCGUGGACUCUGCUGGAGUCAACAUACAGCUCAUGAAAUGUGUCCUGUACCGGGAUCAGAUGAAUACUUCAGGAUAUGUCUGGUGGGCUCUGCCUUGAGUGGCUAUAGUGAAGAGGAUCCUGAUAAAAUCCCUCAUCAUACCAGCAGCUUCAGUCCUACUCAUAUUGACCAGAUACUCCACCCAUUUUAUAAUAAUGGGCAUAUAUUACCUCAGUUUCCCCAAAUUCCCCAAAUCCCUCAAAUUCCUCAGAUACCAGUGAAUGGUAAUGGAUUUAGACCACAACGACCUGUCGUUAGUGUGAAUGAGACUGUAAACAGAUGUCGUCUGUUUCCUAACCUGUGUCUGAACGGACGCUGUGUACCUGUGGGGUCUGACUACCGCUGUAACUGCGACACUGGAUACAGAGUGGACAACAGUGGAGAAUGCUCAGAUGUGGAUGAGUGUGUAUCUGAACCCUGCCCUAAUGGAAACUGUAUCAACACUCCUGGUUCCUACCACUGCAGAUGCCACACAGGCUUUCUCAGGAUUCCAGGCAAACAGACCUGCAUUGAUAUUGACGAGUGUCUUCAGAAUGGCAUGCUGUGUAAGAAUGGCCACUGUCUGAACACAGAGGGCAGUUUUCAAUGCAUCUGUAAUGCAGGAUUCAAGCUCACACCUGAUGGGAGAAACUGUGUGGAUCAUGAUGAAUAUGCCACCACAAACAUGUGUCUGAAUGGCAUGUGCAUCAAUGAAGAUGGCAGCUUUAAAUGUGUGUGUAAACCUGGAUUCACCCUUAACCCCAGCGAACGCUACUGUACAUAUAUGGAUGAGUGCCAGACUCCAGGUGUGUGUAUGAAUGGACGCUGUGUGAACACUCAUGGUUCUUUCAGGUGUGAAUGUUUUGCAGAUCUUACUGUUGGAAUAGAUGGACACACAUGUGUAGACACACACAUGCACAGCACCUGUUAUGGGGCUGUAAAGAGAGGCUUGUGUUUACGGCCGUUCCAACAUGCCGUUACCAAAUCACAGUGCUGCUGUGCCAACCCUGACUAUGCCUUUGGUGAGCUGUGCCACCCUUGCCCUGCAAAAAACUCAGUUGAGUUUCAGACAUUGUGUCCAAGUGGAGUUGGAUUCUCCGCUGAUGGAAAAGACAUUAAUGAGUGCACACAGGAUGCUGAUAUCUGUCUUAAUGGAGUGUGUGAGAAUCUUAGAGGGAGUUUCCGAUGCGUCUGUCACGCUGGAUAUGAAAGUGUGAAGAACGGCAGGAACUGUGUGGAUAUUGAUGAAUGUGCAGUGAACAGUCUUCUCUGUGAUAAUGGACUGUACCGGAAUGCUCCAGGCAGCUACAGCUGCACCUGCCCUGCUGGAUUCUCCUUCAGACAUAAUACAGAGACCUGUCAGGAUGUGAAUGAGUGUGCGAGCGCUCCGUGUAUUAAUGGAGUGUGUAAGAACAACGCAGGCUCUUUCUCCUGCGAGUGCUCACUAGGAAGUAAACUGGACUUCACUGGACUUAUAUGUGUUGAUAAUUUGAAGGGCUCAUGUUGGUUAACACUUCAGAAUGGCCGCUGUGAAGUCAAUAUAAAUGGCAGUACACUCAGGUCACAGUGUUGUGCUACGCUUGGAGUGGCCUGGGGCAGUCCAUGUGAACCAUGUCAAACCGAUCCUGUAUGUGAACGAGGAUUUGCUCGAUCAAGAGGUGUUUCAAGUGAAGAUGUGAAUGAGUGUGAGGUGUUUCCUGGUGUGUGUUAUAAUGGAUACUGUGUGAACACUAGAGGGUCUUUUAAAUGUCAGUGUCCAGAGGGUCUUACACUGGAUGUUACCGGACGUCUCUGUGUGGACGUACGUUUGGAGCCCUGUUACCUGACGUAUGAUGAAGACAUGUGCACACAGCUGGUGUCUGGACGGUUUCAUAUGGAUGCAUGUUGCUGUACAGUGGGUGUGGCCUGGGGCAAAGAGUGUGAGUUAUGCCCAGAGCCUGGCACACGCCAGUAUGAUGCUCUGUGCCCGAGAGGACCAGGCUUUGCCAACAAAGGAGACAUGCUCACCGGCAAAGAUGUCUAUAAUGAUAUCAAUGAGUGGAAAGUGUUCCCAAGCAUUUGCACUCAUGGAAAAUGCCGGAACACCAUUGGAAGCUUCAGAUGUCGCUGUGACAGUGGCUUUGCGUUGGAUAUAAAUGAGCUGAACUGCACAGAUAUUGAUGAGUGUAUGAUCUCUCCAGAUGUGUGUGCUCAUGGCACAUGUGUGAACACACUGGCCAGUUUUAAUUGUGACUGUUUUUCCGGCUAUGAGAGUGGCCUUAUGAUGAUGAAGGACUGCAUAGAUAUUGACGAGUGUGAGAUAAAUCCCUCACUGUGCCAUGGCGGAACCUGUGAAAACACUGAUGGCAGCUAUAAGUGUAUGUGUCCACCUGGUCAUCAACUGUCCAUAGACAGUAGUGCCUGUGAAGAUGUGAAUGAGUGUGAGCUGAGUGCCACAUUGUGUCGUAAUGGCAGCUGUGUGAAUGUGGUGGGGACCUACCAGUGCUCCUGUAACUCUGGUUACCAAACAACACCUGAUAGAAAAGGGUGCACAGAUAUAGAUGAGUGCACUAUAGAGAAUGGAGGAUGUGAAGUUUACUGUAAUAAUUCAGAGGGCAGUUACUUCUGCAGCUGUGGUAAGGGUUACACAUUGAUGCUGGACCAGCGGACAUGUGCAGAUGUGAAUGAAUGUGAGGAGUAUGUUGACAUCUGUGAGGGUGGUCAGUGCACUAAUGUCCCUGGAGAAUAUCAUUGUCUGUGUUAUGAAGGAUUCAUGGUUUCUGUGGACAUGAGGGCAUGAAUCGAUGUGAAUGAGUGUGAACUCAACGCUAACAUCUGUAUGUUUGGAGAAUGUGAGAACAUCAAGGGUUCCUUUAUCUGUCACUGUGAGAUGGGUUACUUGGUGAAGAAAGGAACCUCUGGCUGCACUGAUGUUGAUGAGUGUGAUAUUAACGCUUAUAACUGUGACAUACACGCCACCUGUAUCAACACACCUGGACAUUACCACUGCUCCUGUAAAGACGGAUGGGCAGGUGAUGGAGUCAAAUGUGCUGAUGUGGAUGAGUGCACUAACGGGACUCAGGUGUGCAGCUCUGAUGCUCAGUGUGUGAAUACAGCAGGCUCUUACCACUGCAUCUGCUUUGACGGUUUCACUGGAGAUGGAUUCACCUGCUCAGAUAUGGAUGAGUGUGCAGAUGAUGUAGAUCUGUGUGAAAAUGGCCAGUGUCUGAAUGUUCCUGGUGAAUAUCGCUGUGAAUGUGAGAUCGGCUUUACACACACUGCAAACAGCAAAACCUGUCAAGAUAUAGAUGAGUGCUCUUUCCAGAACAUCUGUGUGUUCGGCACAUGUCAGAAUAUGCCGGGAAUGUUCCGGUGUAUCUGUGAUGAUGGUUAUGAAAUGGACAAGACAGGAGGGAACUGCACAGAUGUGGACGAGUGUCUUGAUCCCAUCAACUGUGUUAAUGGUCACUGUGAGAACACGGCCGGCUCUUAUCAGUGUAACUGUCCCAUUGACUUUGAACUCAACCUUACUGGAAUCGUCUGUGUUGACACUAGAGCAGGAAACUGUUUUCUAGAGGUGGCGUAUCUUGGCCAUGGUAGGCUGACGUGUAACGUUGAGGCGGGAUUUGGAGUUAGUCGUUCGUCCUGCUGUUGUUCUCUGGGACGAGCGUGGGGUAAACCUUGUGACCUCUGCCCUCCUGUCAACACCUCGGAGUAUAAUACACUAUGUCCUGGAGGAGAGGGGUUCAAACCCAACCCCAUCACCAUAAUCCUGGAAGAUAUCGAUGAAUGUCAGGAGCUGCCGGGCCUCUGUCAGGGUGGAAACUGUACCAAUACGUUUGGAAGUUUCCAGUGUGACUGUCCCACUGGAUAUCACCUCAACAUCGACAACCGUAUCUGUGAGGAUAUCGAUGAGUGUGUGCACAGUUCGCGGGUUUGUGGUCCAGGCACCUGCUACAACACACUGGGCAACUACACGUGCGUGUGCCCGCAGGACUACAUGCAAGUAAACGGAGGAAACAGCCGCAUGGAUAUGAGGAAAAGUCUGCGUUACCGUAGUUACAAUACGUCCAACUGUGAACACCAGUUGACCUUUAACACCACACAGAGACUGUGCUGCUGUGCCUACAAUAUGGGCAAAGCCUGGAAUAAACCCUGCCAGGCCUGCCCAACCACUGGCACAGGUGGCUUUCAAAGUCUCUGUGGCAGUGUGACUGGAUUUAAGAUUGAUAUUGAAACAGGAAAACCGAAAGAUAUUGAUGAAUGUCAUGAAAUCCCAGGCAUCUGUGCUCAUGGUGUGUGUAUCAACCGUAUUGGCAGUUUCCGUUGCGAGUGUCCGACCGGCUUCAGUUAUAAUGACCUGCUGCUCAUCUGUGAAGACAUUGAUGAGUGCAGCAGUGGUGAACGUGUGUGUCAGAGAUAUGCUGACUGCAUCAACCGUCCAGGCGGCUAUCAGUGUGAAUGUUCUGAUGGUUACAUACUCUCACCUAAUGGAGAAUGCACUGACCGUAACGAGUGUGUGGAGAUGCCAAAUGUGUGUCAUCAUGGAGAUUGUGUGGACAUACCAGGAGGGUACGAAUGUGUGUGUCAGAGCGGCUUUACAGCAACACUAAACCGCAGAAUGUGCAUGGAUGUUGACGAGUGCUCAUAUCAACCAUGUGGGAACGGCACAUGUAAAAACUCUGUGGGCUCUUAUAACUGUAUCUGUCAUCCUGGAUUUGAGCUCGCCCAUAAUAACUACAGUACAGAUACUGACGAGUGUUCAGUGUUUUACUCUCAGCUCUGCAGGAACGGCCAGUGUGUUAAUAAUGUGGGAUCCUUUCAGUGCCUGUGUAAAGAGGGUUUUGAACUCACUCUGGAUGGCAAGAACUGUAUAGAUAUUAAUGAGUGUAGAAUGAUCCCUGGGACAUGUGCUUCUGGAACAUGUGUGAAUCUGGAUGGAUCUUUCAGAUGUGUGUGUCCUAAAGGUUAUAUUGUCCACAAUGAGCAUUGUGCAGAUGUGAAUGAGUGUUCAGAGGAGCCUGGCAUCUGUAUGUAUGGCUCCUGCUUCAACAGUCUGGGCAGCUUUGAGUGUGUGUGUAAACCUGGAUUUGUGCAGUCAGAAGAUAAACGCCGCUGUUAUGACACUAGAGAGAGCUUCUGUUUUACACUCUUUGAAAAUGGCAAGUGCUCCAUACCACAGGCAUUCAACACUAGCAAGGCCAAGUGCUGUUGUAGUAUAAUGGCUAAAGAGGGCUGGGGCGACCCCUGUGAGCUGUGUCCUAAAGAACACAAUGCUGGAUUUCUGGAUCUAUGUCCUUUUGGUCAUGGGAUUGUUUCAGGUGUUGGGGACACAUGCAUCGAUUUGAAUGAGUGUGUGGAGAACCCAGAGAUAUAUGUGAAUGGCCGCUGCAUCAACACAGAUGGCUCCUUCCGCUGUGAAUGUCCCACAGGCUACACACUGGACUUCACAGAAACAAACUGUGAUGAUAUUGACGAGUGUUCUGUUGGAAACCCGUGUGGAAAUGGCACAUGCUCAAAUGUGAUUGGGGGAUUUGAGUGUCUCUGUAAGGAGGGAUUUGAGCCUGGACCAGUGAUGAGCUGUGAAGAUGUGAAUGAAUGUGGUCAGAAUCCUCUACUCUGUGCGUUUCGCUGCAUUAAUACUUUUGGGGCGUAUGAAUGUAGCUGCCCACCCGGUUACACACUGCGAGAGGACAGACGUAUGUGUCAGGAUGUGGACGAGUGUGCAGCAGAUCUUCAUAACUGUGACUCCAGAGGAAUGGAGUGUAAGAACUUAAUCGGCACCUUCAUGUGUGUGUGUCUAGCCGGGAUGAUUCACAGGAUGAAUGAGGAGGUGUGUCAAGAUGAAAAUGAAUGUCUAACUCAAACUGGUGUUUGUGAGAAUGGCCGAUGUGUGAAUACUGUGGGCAGCUACACGUGUGAGUGCGCUGUUGGGUUUAAACUCGACUCUACGGCCACACAAUGCCUCGAUUACAGGAAAGGGUUCUGCUUUACUGAUGUUCUGCACACCAUGUGUCAGAUGUCGUCCAGCAGUCGUGCUGCUGUCAGCAGAUCUCAGUGCUGUUGUCAUGGAGGUCGGGGGUGGGGUAACCAGUGUGAGCUAUGCCCUCUGCCUGCCUCUGCCAACUACAAGAAACUGUGCCCAUACGGGCCGGGAUAUGCAACUGAUGGAACAGAUAUAGAUGAGUGCAAGGUGAUUCCAGGUGUUUGUGUGAAUGGUGUGUGUAUCAAUAUCAUGGGCUCUUACAGAUGUCACUGUGAAGCAGGAUACACAGCCUCUGCUGCAGGAUCUGCAUGUGUUGAUGUAGAUGAGUGUGGUAUGUCCCCCAAACCCUGUAACUUCAUGUGUAAGAACACAGAUGGCAGCUACAUGUGCUCCUGUCCGCGGGGUUACACGCUACAGGACGACAGCAGGACAUGCAAAGAUGUGGAUGAGUGUCAGAGCAGACGACACAACUGUCAUUUUUCAUGUGUGAACACCAUUGGUGGAUUUAACUGCAAAUGCCCUGCAGGCUUCAGCCAGCACCACACUUCCUGUAGAGAUAUCAAUGAGUGUGUGUCAGAUUUGAGUGUGUGCGGCUUGCGGGGCAUCUGUCACAAUUCAGCAGGCAGCUUCAGCUGUGAGUGUGCACAGGGCUUCAGUCUGGACUCGAGUGGACUUAACUGUGAUGAUAUAGAUGAGUGUGCAAGUGAUCAGAGGUGUCAGUUUGGUUGUCAGAAUGUUGCAGGUGGGUUCCGCUGCAGCUGUCCACAGGGCUACACACAACACCAGCAAUGGAACCAAUGUGUGGAUGAGAACGAGUGUUCGAACCCACGCCGCUGUGGCUCUGCAUCCUGUUUCAACACGCUGGGAAGUUUUAAGUGUGGCUGUCCUUCUGGAUUCACCUUCGACCCCAUGUCCAUGAACUGUGCAUUUGUGGACGAGUGUGUGUCGUUUGAGAAGCCCUGCAGGUACGGCUGCUCGAACACACAGGGCGGAUUCAUGUGCGGCUGCCCCGCGGGCUAUAACAGAGCAGGACAUGGACACUGUGUAUCUACUGCUGGUUUUGGACGGGUUGGGUUUGAAUCUACAGCUGGAAUCAGACCAGAAGAAGACAACAGUCUUUCAAAUACUCACCAGAACAAAACUGUGGGAAGAAGACACACUUCAAACUUUACACUGCCACAACAGUUCAUGCAGGAAGUUCAUCUCUCCAGUAUGGAUGUGAAUCAGCCAUUUAAAUUACAGCUGAACAACUCCGAAGUUAAUCCCAGUGCACCCAUCCUUAAGCUGCUGCCUGCCGUCAGAGCGCUCGCACAACAUGUCAUGUACACCAUCACCGCCGGCAACCACGAUGGAUUCUUCCAGAUCAGACAGCGCGCAGGAAGUCUCCUGUCAGACACUACAGACUGAAGAUCAGCAGUUCAUCACUCUAUAACAUGAGUGACAGAGAUGGUCAAACUCUACACCUGACCCUGUACAUUACACUGCAGUAGAGCAUCACUUCAGCCUCUUAAACUUCUAAGUAAUUGUGUCAGUAUGUAGACACUUUUGAACACAAGUCACUCUUAGCAAAUGCAGCUGGAUCUUUUCUGAGUGAUUUUUGCUCAAUGACAUUGAAUGAACUGGUGUUGUGGUAAUUUUUAGUGGAUGUAUGAAGUCUGUUCACUGUAAGUUCACACAGGUGUCCUAACAGAGGAACCACAGGUAGAGUUCAGCACAUUCACUGUCAACACACUGACAAACACAAAGUAGCACAAGACUGCAUACAAUUGUCAAUCAUUUUUGCUUGAAAAAUCAUUUUAUUGUUGCUAUAAUUCUAAUAAAUAAAUGCCUGUUGGUUUGAUAUUUUGUUAUUUAAUGCAAAGACAUUCGUACAUUAUUAAGUGUUACAUUUGAGUUCAAAUACUUUAGGGGUACUCUAUAGUGACUGAUUACAUUGAUUUAAGUUUGUACAGGCUUACACCACACAAUCUUUACUGGAAUCUCAUGUAACAUCAAAUGUGUUUGAGAACAUGAAUACAUCUCCACAACACUACUACAGUAUUUCAGAAAUGUCUGUUCUCUGUUGAAGUGAUUGAGGUUUUAUUUUUAAAACGGAUGAUUGGAACUACUGCUACUGUCUACUAUAAAUAUCAGUUAUUUCAAAAAUGAUAAAGCAAAGGUCUGCAAGAGGCUAGAAAACAAAUGAACAAGUCUGUUUGAUAUUUAAAAUGUCAUGGUGCCAGUGGUUCUGCUCACCUAAAAAUGUAUAAUAAAACAAUUUGACAAGUUUUUGUAGUUGUUGUACUCGGCAGAUUGUCCAGACAGCAACUAACCUACACCGGUUCUGUUCUACUUCAUGCUGACACAGAUCUAACAGCCAGACAAGAUGAAGAGCUCCUGACUGCAGCUAAACUCCUGAACCAACACUGCUCCUGGAUGGCUACCUAUCUGCAGAAUUUAGUUCUUGCCCUGCUCCAACAAACCUGCCUGUCAUUUUCAAGCAAUCCUGAGCACUUUGAUUAGCUGGUUCAGGUGUGUUUAAUUAGGGUUGGAUCUAAACUCUGCAGGAAGGUAGCGGUGCUGGACAGGGUAGGCCCAGCCACUUACAAAGUGAUGGGUGCUUCUCAUUUCUGAAAUUGUGCAUUUUCGCUUCCCCGAGGACGCAUGAGCGAGGAAACAAGGAGCAUCUUAUGCGGAAGACUUUUUUGGUCGAAACACCUGACGCACAUAUUAAUUCUCCUCCUGCUCCACAUCUGACACAAUCGUUUUAAUUCAUGUAUCACCUUUGAAGUUUAAAUAAACCAUAACUGACACAUAAAUUAACAAUGCAUCUUGAAUUAUUAUGUUUUAAUAUGAAAAUAUGAAUCAGUCAUGUUUUAAUAACAUAACGACAAGAGCACUGAGGUACUGCAGCUGCACAAAAACCCGCUCUGAGAUGAUGUGUGAGCAGUACAUUUCAUUUACAAAUCAGUCUUGCUUUGAUUCCUUUGUCCUCGUUUCCUUUCCUUGCAUCCUUUCCUUGUUUGCUAAGAGGGAGGAGCUAGGAAACGAGGAAAGGAAAUGAGGAUGCACAAUUUUAGAAAUGAGAAGCACCCAAUGAUUGACCCUCCUCUCAAAGCGUCCACUGUUGUUAAUGGGACAUCAUAGAUUAGCAGUGGCUAGUGGAUGCAGAGGACAUAAAACUGGUAGAUCUCUGUUUUUUUUGAGCGUUUGUGGCAAAUUUGUCGCAAAUUACCCACUGUUAAUUUUCACAUGUAAAUGAGCUUUGCGGUAAACUUAUGGCAACUUGUCCAAUGUUGCCAAAGGUUUGCCAGAUGUUCACCACUACCAGCGAAGAGCUGCAAACUUCUGGCAGACAUUACAGUAAAUCAAAAGCUCAUUUGCAUGUGAAAAUUAGGAGCAGCAAAUUUGCAGCUAGUUUAGGUUUUUUGUAAGGGUAUGGCUGUAUCUUUGAAGCUACAGGUGAACUUUCCUAGCAUCUUCACGGCUUUUUAGUGAUGGAUUGUUUCAGAGCAGCUGUUGAAGCAAACUUGUCGGUGAUCUUGCCUCAGCACCAGUGUUCUGGUUUAGCUGGUUUAAAACUCAUCCUUGCCUGUUAAAUGGGUCUCUCAAACUCCUGCACCUGUCAAAGUCACACUCAAGAACAAGUACAUAGACCUGACUAAGUUCUCCAUCAGCCUUCUGGACACACUGUCAUGAACAGCCCUCCACAGUGAAAGCAAGAUGAUCCUGUACUGAUCAAUGGCUUGAGAACAUUCGUCUUUGGAGAUCCACGCUCUCUCAGCGCAUUUCCGCUGGUUUGCCACCUUGCCCCUGUCCUGGGUCACCUGCAAGAUCUUCCAAGUCUUGGGCCUCUCUUAAAUAACUUUAAGGGUAAUGCACUGGGGCCAGAGGCUUACCCUGCCCAAGCUGUUCUAAUGACCUCUAUUCCAACAGUCUCUUUGUGAACCCAAAGCAAUUUUGCAAAGAUGUCAUAUGUAAAAUUCUGCUACACAAAGAAACAGACUGAAAUGACUGAUUUUCAUUUCUGUUUAUUUUUAUGUAUUGCAAUAAGGAUGUACAAAGCAUUGAUACCCUUAACCGUUCAAAUGUUAGAAAAAAAAAAAGCAUAUGUGAGACAUAUAACAGUACAGUAUAUCAAAAUAUUACUGUUCCAGCGUGAUCAAAUCAGAUCCACCCUCAUAUGGUUUAGCAGGAAACUCAAACCACUGGUCAACAUGGCAUUUUUAAAAAGGCAUAUAAAAGAUAGAAAUGUGAUCAAACAUUGAAAUAGAGACCAAAAAAUGACUUCAAAAGUUUUUAAAAAAUAAAAUAACAUUUUACAUACAACUUAAAACUAUUUCAAACUAGCAUAAAGAAAUAUUUUUCACCAUAUUAAUUUGCAGCUAUAAUUCCACUCCCUUCAUUAAUGUGAUUAAGCUAUAAGAUAUUUACAGGUUAGUAAGGAAGUACAGUGGGAACUAUUGUUGGAGGGUGGGGAACUAUGUCGUUGACCUUGUGUUAAUGUUAUUAAACUCAUUUUCA